Molecule: messenger RNA, 198 nt
Organism: Triticum turgidum subsp. durum (durum wheat)
Lineage: Eukaryota; Viridiplantae; Streptophyta; Magnoliopsida; Poales; Poaceae
Source: the annotation of a GenBank genome assembly
AUGUACCGAGUUGAGGAGGUCAUUCAGAACGGGGUUGUGGUUUCUAUCCUUGCCCACCUCACCAACCCCUUCGACGCAUUCUACCGUCUCGGCCGCGUGUUCUGGUGUGGCUGCGAGUUCAUCGCUUUCACCACCCACAACAUAUUCACGGACUACAUCAACAUCUUCCCCACAAUGGAGCUUGUAAGCGUACUAUAG